AAAAGGGCCAAUUUUUGUCAGAUCCUGCAAACAUCAGCAGUCCAAUGUUAGCUAAUAAGUUUAGCAGAAAAAAUAGUCCGGCUCUAAUGUCUCUGGGACCGUACAAUGGUAUUUUCCAUCUAACACUAUCACAGUUCUGUCAGAUUUAUUUUUAAACUUAAUUUUACUGUUGAAUUAUUUGUAAUAGUUAUUCAGUUUUGUGUAGUUAUCAAGUUAAAUAUUGUUAAUGCAGGGCUAUCUACCAAAAUUCGUAUUUUUGCUGCGCGCCACACCACACAGCAAUUAGAUUAAUUGUGAAUUUGUCUGCGCGCGCUCCCGGGUGUGUGUGCGUGCGUGCGUGCGCUUGUGUAUUGGUGCUGAAGUUGCAUUGCAGGGGUGGGACUCCUGCAUUCUCAUCUUCAUCGUCAUGCGCAGCGGAAAACACACAAUUGAGAUUUAAAAACACAUAUCUGAUCUGACCUGACCACACACGCACGCGCACCCCUUCAGAUGUAAUCGGAUCGUGCACACUCAUCUGAUGCGUUAGUGCUUGAUAAUUGAUGGAUGAAAGUCUGCAUGAGCACGAGAGGGAGAAACAGAGACUCCUAAAGUUCAAUCGUGACAACUCUGCCAGCUUUAUGAGAACCAAUCAGACGCAUGGAAGCCUUUCAUGACUGAAGUUGGCAUUUAGAUAAUGCGUUCUUGGAUGCUCACCAGACAUUAUCUGACCUAGAAUCGGUCAUCCUAGGAACCCAGAGUUUACCGCUUUGGUUUUCUGCUUCACAGUUAAGUGUUUUAUCAGGUGGCAGUAUGUCUGUGAAUGGUCAGGAUAUUUCAGAAUAUCAUCUGAGCGUGGUACUUGAUCCUCCUGGAUGGGAGGUGUGUUUGUAUGCGUUUGGGUUCUUGCUUCUGUUUGCAGUGGUUAUAGUGAAUCUCUGGAAGUUAUUUAAAUCCGGCUCCUUCCCGGCUCCCUCUCCGUUUCCCAACUUCAACUACCGAUACCUGCAGGAAAAAUAUGGCUCCUCCCACUCAGAGAUCAGACAGAAGCGUGUCGCAGCUAACAACCAGCGGAGGGUGUCGUCAGCGAGUCGAAAACCGAGUUUCCAGCUGUUGGAUACCCCCGACGGGUUUCGAGAACUGGGAACGCUGGAGCUGAUGAGCCGAGAGCUGGAUCCCAGCGGCACCCUGAAUCGAUCCAUGUCCUCCGAAUCCCUGUGUUCCAUCUCGUCCGUCGCUCAAACCUUCGGACACGACUUCACGGUGGGCCAGCUGGAGAUCACGCUGGAGCUGGACUCUCGAAACUCGGUUCUGCUCGUCUCGCUGCACCAGGGUAAAGACCUGCUGGAGAAAGAGGAGGAGAACUUCCCUGGGUGCUACAUCAGCGUCAUGCUGGUCCCUCAGCAGAUCAGUCUGGGGGCCACACAGGUUCAAAGAAACGCCUUCACCGUGGUGUUCGAUGAGCGCUUCUCUAUCCCGUCAGACUCUGUGAAUCUGGACGAGAACAGUCUGAGGUUCUCGGCUUUCGGCGUGGAUUCAGAUGAACGAAACAUUAGUGCCGGCGUUGCCGAACUGAAACUGUCAGAUCUGGAUCUUUCAGUCCGCCCGUUUAACGCCUGGCUUUACCUCCAGGACAUCAACAAGGCCGUGGACGCUGUUGGUGAAAUACUGUUAUCUUUAAGUUAUUUGCCCACUGCAGAGCGACUCACUGUGGUCGUGGCCAAAGCAAAGAAUCUGGUCUGGAGCAAUGGAAAGACUACAGCAGAUCCGUUUGUUAAAGUCUACUUGCUCCAGGAUGGCAGAAAGAUCAGUAAAAAGAAAACCUCCAUAAAAAGAGACGAUACAAACCCCAUCUUUAAUGAGGCCAUGAUCUUCUCAGUGCCUGCAGUCGUUCUGCAGGAUCUUUCUCUGAGAGUGACCGUCGCUGAGAGCACAGAGGACGGGCGAGGUGAAAACAUAGGUCACGUGAUCAUCGGACCAGAAGCCAGUGGAAUGGGAAUAACUCACUGGAACCAGAUGCUUGCCACACUGCGAAAACCAGUUUCAAUGUGGCACCCGCUCCGGAGGACCUAAUUCAUGACCCCUAACCUCUGACUCUCGUCUGCAUGGUGCCUACUGUCGAGCAGUCGUAGCAGUGAAGACGUUGAAUAUGUUGAGUCCCGAAACAGCAGUCUGGUCGCACACACUGCAGAUAGGGAUGGAUGGAUCUAUAAAAGAUAAUUUAAGUGGCUCAGGAUGACUCCUGGAAGGGUCUAUGAAAUCCAGGUUUUAUUAUCCAGGUUAAAUCCAUUUGUACAUAUUGAUAACAGGGUGGCUGGCUGAUCGUCUGGGAGCGUAUAAGAGAUGCGAAUAGCAGUAGCCACAUUUUGUUGUGCUAGACAUUUAAAGCAUAUAAAGAAUGACAUGUUUGGCUAUAAAUACUUUUUGGAGGGGUGACUACUUUUAUUUUCUCUGCUUGAUAAAGUUAAGGCAUACUAACAACCUUGGGGUUAUCUAUCCCUUUUCUCAGGCAAGUGUAAUUACACUUAUUAGCCUAAUGGUGGCACCAUUGAGCCACAUCAUGUGCAGCAUUGAGUUUCCAGAGAUAUUUUUGUUUCCCAUAUUGGCUUUUAUGUCAUUUAAAAUCAAAGCACCAAACUAUCAUGAACUUAUAGAUAAUGCGUUCAACAACUAGGUGACGUUUAUAAAAAAAGUAUGAUUAAGUUAUAGGAUUAGUCUGGUUACUUUAAACAGCAGUCACAUAGGUACUUCAUUUCUAAAAAUUCAACUUUGAUCCGAUUUGUUUCAUGUAGCCAAUUUAUAAACUUCAGCAGAAUGCUUGUGCUGUUUAGUGCAAUUGAAGGAUGUUUUUGCCCAGAUUAUUUACUGUAAGAUUUUAAAUGUUCAAACUAUCAAGUAUUUACAUGUUGCACACAUUUGUGUUAUCUUAAUGAAAAGGAGUGCAAUCAUUUUUACCAAAAUAUAUAUUGUUGGAUGUUACAUAUAGUUAUUUAAUUAAACAAUAUAUGAUAUUAAAACCAUGUAGCGCAAGUAACUACAAAAUGAUGUACAAUAUUGUGACAGUUUUCACUGGAUUAUCAAAAAACAGAGUAGCCUAGUCUUUUACAUUACUUCAUUACAAGAAACACGUACUUUGUAGUUUUGUACUUUGUAACACGUUACUCCAACCACAACCAUUCAUAUUUCAUCUUUUCUUUGGUAAAACAGAAAAUAAAUAAAAAAUAAUCAGAUUUCUGCAAUAAUUAAAUAUCUGAUGACAGAAUGUACAAACUUCAUGCCAAAAUCUGUGACUCACAUCUUAUUACAUCAAACACAUUUUGUAGUACGAAUAGUUUCUUGCAGUCAUUCAUUUUCUGUGAUAAAGUGCAGCAGAUGCUGGUUCAUUUUUACUACUAACAAUAUUUAAUGCGUUACACUUCUGUGCCAAAUUCAUUCUAAUAAAAGCAAUAUUUCCAUUUGCAGUGGACAUCUAAUGUUGGUGAACUUUAACAAUUUAAAGAAUGGUAUACUUUACAAUGCAUGCACGUGUGAUGUACAACAUAUUGCAAUCAAAUGAGUUGUUUAAAUAAAAGAAGCUUUGUGUGAUUUGUUUCA
This is a messenger RNA of Misgurnus anguillicaudatus (oriental weatherfish), 3570 nucleotides long. It is a transcript of the gene syt12, whose product is annotated as synaptotagmin XII. Gene Ontology annotation, biological process: synaptic vesicle endocytosis; calcium ion-regulated exocytosis of neurotransmitter. NCBI's taxonomy places the organism in Eukaryota, Metazoa, Chordata, Actinopteri, Cypriniformes, Cobitidae. Gene Ontology annotation, molecular function: SNARE binding; clathrin binding; calcium-dependent phospholipid binding. Gene Ontology annotation, cellular component: plasma membrane; exocytic vesicle. The record is from RefSeq and is a predicted model, not a curated record.